Exophiala xenobiotica is the source of this 2576-nucleotide messenger RNA. RefSeq lists its product as uncharacterized. The record is from RefSeq and is a predicted model, not a curated record. Gene Ontology annotation, molecular function: catalase activity; heme binding. NCBI's taxonomy places the organism in Eukaryota, Fungi, Ascomycota, Eurotiomycetes, Chaetothyriales, Herpotrichiellaceae. Bases 160 to 2403 code for a protein of 747 amino acids. Gene Ontology annotation, biological process: hydrogen peroxide catabolic process; response to oxidative stress. The transcript is spliced from 2 exons. Gene Ontology annotation, cellular component: cytosol.
GUCACGGCCCAAAGGUGAUAAAAUGCUUGCAAUUGCUGUGACUGCCAUUGGCAGGCGCGACAGCUUGGAUGCAAGACUCGCGUCCUUCUCUCCGCAUCCCUUUUGUUUAUCUAGUCGAGCUUCCCAUCUUCCGGCUUUGCUUCUCUUACCUCCUUUACAAUGGCUUCAUCUGUCACAGAUCGCGUCAAGAAUCUAGGAGAAUCGAUGGCCGACUCUGCUAAGAACAUGUUCGAGAACGAGAAGAUUGCCGACCUCAAGAAGAAUGUCAAGGAUUCUCACAGCAAGCAGCACCAAACAACCGACUAUGGCAUCAAGGUCGCCGACUUGGACCAUUGGUUGAAGGUGGUGGACGAAGAGAACGACAAGGUCGGCCCUUCUUUGCUCGAGGACCAGAUCGCGAGAGAACGCAUUCAUCGUUUCGACCACGAGCGUAUUCCUGAACGUGUCGUCCAUGCUCGAGGGGCUGGUGCUCAUGGCCAGUUCAAGCUUUUCGAGAGUCUUGAGGAUGUCACCACCGCUGGCGUGUUGACCGACACGUCCCGCACUACACCUACCUUUGUUCGCUUCUCCACUGUGCAGGGCAGCAGAGGAAGCGCAGACACCGUCCGAGACGUUCGAGGUUUCGCCACCAAAUUCUACACCAAAGAAGGCAACUGGGACAUCGUUGGCAAUGACAUCCCCGUCUUCUUCAUCCAAGAGUCGAUUAAGUUCCCUGAUCUUGUCCAUGCGGUCAAGCCAGAGCCUGAUAACGAAGUCCCUCAGGGACAGACUGCGCAUAACAGCUUCUGGGACUUUACGUACCUACACAAAGAGGCGACUCACAUGUUUCUCUGGGCUAUGUCUGACCGAGGCACUCCCCGAUCGUAUCGAAUGAUGCAGGGAUUCGGUGUCAACACUUUCUCUCUGAUCAACGCUAAGGGUGAAAGAACCUUCGUGAAGUUCAUCUGGACCCCAGAGUUGGGCGUCCACUCCUUGAUGUGGGAUGAAGCUCUCAAGCUUGCUGGUCAGGACCCUGAUUUCCAUCGCAAGGAUUUGUACGAAGCCAUCGACAAUGGCGCCUAUCCGAAGUGGAAGUUCGGUGUCCAGCUCAUCGCCGAGAAAGACGAGCACAACUUCGACUUCGACAUCCUCGACUCCACCAAGGUCUGGCCCGAGGAUCAAGUUCCCAUCCGCUACGUUGGAGAGAUGGAGCUCAACCGCAAUGUUGACGAAUACUUCCCAGAGACGGAACAAGUCGCCUUCUGUACAAGCCACAUUGUUCCUGGUAUUGACUUCACAAACGACCCCCUGCUUCAGGGAAGAAACUUCUCUUACUUUGAUACCCAGCUAUCUCGUCUGGGCAUCAACUGGCAAGAACUUCCUAUCAAUCGACCUGUUUGUCCGGUGCUGAACUUCAACCGUGAUGGUCAGGGACGUCAUACCAUCACGAAAGGCAAGGCGAACUACUGGCCCAACCGGUUCGACGCCAACCCUCCUACGGGACACGGUGGCGGAGGCUUCAUGUCUUUCCCUACCAAGGAGUCAGGCAUGGACCAGCGAAAGCUGGCACCCAAGUGGAAGAACUACCUGUCUCAGGCCCAACUCUUCUGGAACUCCAUGACAGAAAUUGAGAAGAUGCACAUUACAAAUGCUCUGUGCUUUGAACUCGAUCACUGCGACGAUUCUGUUGUGUAUGAGCGAAUGGUGUCACGCCUUACGGAAAUCGACCUUUCUCUUGCAACAGCUGUAGCUGAGAAGGUUGGUGCGCCCACUCCCACCAAACAGGCUGUGGAGAACCCUGGCCUCAAAGCCAAGGGCCUCAGUCAAUUCGACUACCUGCCAGAGAAUCCAACCAUCAAGUCACGCCGCAUUUGCAUCCUCAUCGCGGAUGGUUUCGACGCGGUGGCUUAUGGUGCUAUGAAGGCUGCCGUUCUGUCACAGCUGGCAUUGCCUUUCACCAUUUCCAACAAGCGUCAAAAUGUGGUAGCUUCAGAUGGAACUACGACUGUGAAGCCUGACCAUUUCCUGAACGGACAGCGUUCGACCAUGUUCGAUGCCAUCUUCAUCCCUGGCGGGGAGCAGUCCGUCAAGACUCUUGUGGGCAAUGGUAUCGCAAGAUUCUAUGUCCGCGAGGCCUUCUCUCAUCUCAAGCCCAUUGGCGCUACUGGCGAAGGCGUCAAGCUUGUCGACUCUGCCCUGAAGGAAGUCGAGGGCGCCCAAUUGGCCACCCAAGGGACCUCAGAUAUCGUUGAUUGGUAUGGUGUCGUUACUGCCCAGAAGCCAGAUGAUGAGUCCAGCGUCAAGAGCGGAGUCAAGAUGGUCAAAGAGGCCAAGGACUUUACUGGCAAGUUCUUCUAUCACAUCUCGAUGCACAGAAACUGGCAAAGAGAGUUGGAUGGUCUUAUCAACAUGGUGGCCGCUUGAGAUUGUCCACCGAGACGAACAUACUUGGAAUGAUCAUUGUGAUGGAAAGCAGAUCCGACUGGAGACCGACUACUUCAUCUAAGAGGUGGUUCGGAUACAUAUGUGAACGAACUUAGUAUAUAGUAAUGACCUUGAUAUACCCUGCUCAAUAUGAAAUUAUAUGAAGACAAAUC